Eutrema salsugineum is the source of this 804-nucleotide messenger RNA. Its product is annotated as AIG2-like protein A. NCBI's taxonomy places the organism in Eukaryota, Viridiplantae, Streptophyta, Magnoliopsida, Brassicales, Brassicaceae. The transcript is spliced from 5 exons. Bases 63 to 542 code for a protein of 159 amino acids. The record is from RefSeq and is a predicted model, not a curated record.
ACUCUCGUACAGAAACAACAUAGAAGCCACACAAAAAAAUACAGAGACGAUAAAAAAAAAAAAUGAGUAGCGCUCCGCUUCACAACGUCUUCGUUUAUGGUAGCUUUCAGGAGCCUGACGUCGUCGAAAUCAUGCUUGAUCGUAUUCCUGAGAUCAUCUCUGUAACACUCCCUGGCUUUCAGAGGUUUAGGCUUCAAGGACGUUUGUAUCCAUGCAUUUUACCCUCUGAGAAAGGAGAAGUCCAUGGAAAGGUACUAAUGGGAUUAACGGAUGCAGAACUUGAGAAUUUAGAUUUUGUUGAGGGUAAUGAAUAUGAAAGAGUGACAGUUGGGAUUGUAAGAGAGGACAAUUCGGAGAAGAUGCCUGUGAAAACAUACAUAUGGAUCAAUAAGACUGAUCCUGAUAUCAAUGGAGAAUGGGAUUUCGAGGAAUGGAAAAGAGUACACAAGAAAAAAUUCAUAGAGACGUUCAAAGAAAUCAUGGAAUGGAAGAGGAACCCUCAGACAGAAGGUAGAGAUAAAUUCAACCAUGUCCUACGUUAAGAUGUUCCACAGUCUUGAAUGGGUAUUGGGUAGUGUGUUGAGUAUGUUCUAUAUAUCAGUCACCUUUUGUUUCUAGUUUGCUAACUAAAUAAAAGCAAGCCUAAAUCGAGAGUAUAGGUAUUGUGGAAAUUAAUGAAAAAGAAUGGUUAUGUCAUCAUAUGUUAUUGUGUAAGAUAUUGAGUUAUUUUAUUAUGUGGUUUGUAAGUCUCUUAAAUAAUACGUUGUACAAGUAUACAUAUACUAGUUGCAAUUUUUUAAUAAU